Molecule: messenger RNA, 2142 nt
Organism: Acytostelium subglobosum LB1
Lineage: Eukaryota; Evosea; Eumycetozoa; Acytosteliales; Acytosteliaceae
Exons: 2
Coding region: 1-2142 (713 amino acids)
Biological process (GO): carbohydrate metabolic process
Molecular function (GO): catalytic activity
Source: RefSeq, a predicted model, not a curated record
AUGAUUAUAAAGUGCUCCCUUGUUAUAUUACUGUUAAUCAUAUUGACUACCAAUGCUCAACCUGAAUGGUGGAAUGAGAGAGUGGCCCAAGGUCGACUGUUGUCUGCUGCAUCAGAGCCUGUACAAUACUUGAUGCCAAGUGUUGGCAAUGGUUACGUGUCAUUUGUCAUUGGUGGUCCGGCAAUCUACAUCGCCGGUGUCUAUAAUGGCCCUGCAGUAUCGUUCGCCUCACCAAGCCAUCGUGCUCAACUGCCCAACUUCCAAAACAUCAGUCUUGGCAGUGGUGCCACUCUUCAAUAUGCAGGAUUGGACAUUGACAAUGCUACUUAUAGUCGCGUCUACACCUUCCCCAACAGCCCAACCACCACGGCCACACAGAUGUUCUACGCCCAUCAGACCAUGCGCAAUGUACUCGUGCAACACAUCAUCGUCGACAACACUGGCAGCGACACAGUCUUCAACCUUGAGCUAAACUACCUAAACUACAUGGAGACAAACGACCUCAACAUUCAAAAGAUCGAGUCAAACUCAUUGAUCACACAGUACAAUGCUACAAUCCUCAUGCCAGAGUUGCCCAAUGGCUUCAUCACAGCCGUGGGCAUCACAACCAGCACAGUGCCCGAGAUGGUAACAGUGGCUGCAGGUGCAGCGACCACGUUCUACUUCGUGACAUCGUUCGUGACAAACUUGGAGACGUCGGACUACAUGUCUGAAUGCGCCGCAAUCUACAAACAGGCAUACUCUGCCACUGACUCGCUGCUGAACACCCACAUCAAUGCUUGGUCGGGAAUAUGGGAGUCGCGCAUUGAGAUUGGUGGCAACAUCGACUUGGCGCGCACAGUCAACGCGUCUUUGUAUUACACUCUGUCAUCCGUUCGCCAAGACUGGCCAUGGAGCAUAUCUCCUGGUGGUCUGUCGUCAAACGGCUACAAUGGACAUGUUUUCUGGGAUGCCGAGACCUGGAUGUAUCCAACCAUACUCCUGUUGCAACCUACAAUCGCCAGGGAUUCAAUCAUACAGUAUCGUCUGAACAAUCUGGAGCAGGCACAUCAGAAGGCUUUGGGCUUCAAUCAGGGCUGGACUGGAUACAUGUUCCCAUGGGAGUCUGCGUUCACUGGUGCCGAGGGAUGUCCCGAGGACUACCCCGAGGGCAUGCUCGAGCAUCAUAUCACGGGAGACAUCUCAUUCGCCUGGCAACAGUACUAUCGCAUGACCAACGACAAGCAGUGGCUGCAGGAGGGUGGCGGCUACCAGGCGAUCAAAGGUGUGGCCGAGUUCUGGGCCAGCAGGGCAUCUUUGGCCAUUGGCGCCACUCCCUCACAGCCUUCGUACGAGAUUGAUAUUGUCAUCCCUCCCGACGAGUACGUGAAUGGCUUUGUCAACAACUCGGUCUACACCAACGCAGUGGCGCAGAUGGCCUUGGAGUGGGCGAUUGAAGCCGCGACAAUUGUCAACGACACAACCGCGCCAACAGAUCAAUGGCGCACAAUCGCACAGAACUUGGUCAUGCUGUACAACGAGACGUUGGACAUCCAUCCCGAGUAUGAGUACUACGACGGCGACACUGUCAAGCAGGCCGAUGUCAUCCUGCUUGGCUUCCCGCUGAUGUACAACAUGUCACUGCAGACGCGUGCCAGUGACCUGGCCUACUACCAGGAGAGGACUACUCAGUACGGCCCAGCAAUGACAUACUCAAUGUUUACGAUUGGCUGGCUGGAGGUGGGCGACAUGGCGGCUGCAACCAAGAGCUGGUCGUCCUCCUACUCCAACUCGCAGGCUCCAUUUGGAGUGUGGACGGAGACCCCCGAGGGCGGAACCGUCAACUUCAUCACUGGCGCAGGUGGAUUCCUCCAGGCGGUGGCGUUUGGAUUCAGUGGUCUUAGGAUCAGACCUCAGCAACUGGACUUUAACCCACAAUUGCCACCAGAUACAGAGAGCAUCAAGUUGGCGGCACUCAACUAUCUGGGUUGCAAGUUGGAUGUAUUCUGGAAUGAAUCAAGUAUUGUGAUCGAACUUAAAUCACAGAGCAACCAAGAUAUCACACUUGGACUGUUUGUGGAAGGUCAACUCAAGGCACUCACACAAGGUGUACCUGUCACCCUGACCAAGGUGACUCCAUUCUCAAUAAUGUCCAUGUCAUAA